Messenger RNA from Durusdinium trenchii, 1481 nucleotides. NCBI's taxonomy places the organism in Eukaryota, Dinophyceae, Suessiales, Symbiodiniaceae. The record is from the annotation of a GenBank genome assembly.
GUGGAGACACGAUUGCUGGGGAGUCUCGGACGUCUAUUUCUUGUGGAUAAAAAGAGUCGGCUGGCGUCUUGCAGAUAUCGCAGCUAGUAACUACUGAACUUGGACAAGUCAAAGAUGUGUGGGUAGGAACGAUCGGACGCUACGAACGGAGCAUGUCGGGCAUCGCGACGAACGGGGCCUCCUGGGCAUCGCUAGGAACGGAGCAAUGGGUUUCGCUAACGAUGGUGUUCGUGUCGACGCUCCGAACAUCCUCUCCACGAGCUCCGGCGAACAGUUCCAGUGCUAAAUCGACACGCCGAGACUCGUGGAGAGAUUCUACGACCGAUACCGAUCACAGGAGUGGCUCAAGGGUCAUUCGCUAUUCCCAGUGGCUCACGUGUGAUUGGAGCUGGAAUAGCAAUGGGCAGAAUGGCUCCCAUCCGUUCACUGCUCUUGAUUCUCUUCAUGGGUUGCUCCAUGCAGUGCUUCUUGCAGACCAUGCCAGUGGAGAGUCGCGUGGCCACCAUGGCCAAGAAAACGAGCAGUGAUAGUGGAGACUUGGUACCUCCAAAAAGACCGGGUACUGCCUACAUGGGUUGGUUGAAGGACAACCGGGCAAGCAUUGUGAAGAAGGUAGGCACGAACUCCGUGACAGAUGUUGCCAAGGAAGCCGGCAAACAGUGGAAGGCACUCUCAGCUGCCAAGAAGAAGCCGUAUGAAAUGGCAUACGCCAAAGCCAAGGCUGUCUUUGACAAGGAAAUGGCGGCCUUCAAAGCAGCAGGGGGCGUUGUACAAAGGAAACAAAAGCGCGUUUCCAAGAAGGCUGCACGAGAUCCUAACAUGCCAAAGAAACCCUUGUCUGGCUACCUCUUGUUUAUGGCAGACAACCGUGCGAAGAUCGUCAAGUCUUUGCCCAAAGACCACAAAGCUACGGAGGUCAUGAAAGAGGGAGGUGCACAGUGGAACAAGCUGACAGCUGCUAAGAAGAAGCCAUAUGAGACAAAGGCUGCUAAGCUGAAGGCUGAGUAUGUCGAAAAGAUGGAAGCCUACAAAGCCUCCCUAUGAUGCGUUAUAUUGUAAUAGAGUGGCGAGCAGGGGUAUGGGUGACCCUGGUAAAAGCACAAAAACAUCUUUUGGCAACUACUUUACCUGAAGUCCUAUAGAAUCAAGAAUUGUGGUUUCCAAACACUGCAGAAUAUGCCACUUCUUCAAUGUCGCCAAGACAUACUUCAAAGCUGGGCCCCAGCUAUCCCCAGCUUUUCUGUCUUGUGCCAUCAAUGUCCCUAAUUUGUCGCUGACAGACGAUACAAACAGGAUCAUCCGAGACGUUCCCACCAGAUACACAGCCGCGUGGUCUCUCCACGCUGUGUGGGGCACCUGGUCUCUCGUGUGAAAAAAGAAUCGCCCGCUGAAAGGAGAGGAGAGGAUCGUGUCUGAAAGCACUGGCCUCCAACCUAAAGAAUCGUGUCCCUUUUCUGGUUUGCGCCAGAUGUUGAAGAUCC